Molecule: messenger RNA, 645 nt
Organism: Acanthosepion pharaonis
Lineage: Eukaryota; Metazoa; Mollusca; Cephalopoda; Sepiida; Sepiidae
Source: the annotation of a GenBank genome assembly
AUGCAACUUCUACUUCUCCCAGGUAACAGAGCUCGGCGAGGUGUACGCUUUUUUCCUUGUAAAGAAAACAGGAAUAAAGGCGUUGUUUUUUUCGUUUCGUCCUGCAGAAACUGGGCACGUGAGAAUACACGUGUUAGCCGAAUUAUCUAUCUAUCUAUCUAUCUAUCUAUCUAUCUAUCUAUCUAUCUAUCUCAGUCUGUUCAUAUCUAUCUAUCUAUCUAUCUAUCUAUCUAUCUAUCUAUCUAUCUAUCUAUCUAUCUCCGUCUGUUCAUAUCUAUCUAUCUAUCUAUCUAUCUAUCUAUCUAUCUAUCUCAGCCUGUUCAUAUCUAUCUAUAUCUAUAUAUAUAUAUUUUCUUCAUACUGUCGGAUCUAUAUCCAUAUAUUUGCUUACAUAUCUAUCUAUCUAUCUAUCUAUCUAUCUAUCUAUCUAUCUAUGUCUGUUCAUAUCUAUCUAUCUAUCUAUCUAUCUAUCUAUCUAUCUCAGUUUCUUUAUCUAUCUAUCUAUCUAUCUAUCUAUCUAUCUAUCUAUCUAUCUAUCUAUCUAUCUAUCGGAUUAUUUAUCUUAUCCUUAUGUAUCUAUGUGACGAGACUUGCUUAAAAUUCAAUGAGGUCUGCAUUGUACAUCAUAUGGAAAAUAGGAAGUGA